AUGUUUUCACCUGUGAAGUAUCAUGCAAUUGAUUAUUCUUAUGAGAGACUGGCAAAACAGCGACUUGCCUUUCAGUGGUUAUCAAUUCACAUCCCUUUCAGUUUAUACCAGGAUAUACAUUACUAUCAUGAUGGAAGCUUGGCUGAUAAUAAAUAUAGGACACCCUGGACAAGAGCUUCAACUGAUUCCACUGUGAUGAAUAUUUCAGUGCCUGAUAUUUUGAAAAAGUGUCUGUUCACUGAAGAUUUCUUAGAAAAGAAACCCAUUUCAAAUACUGUCUUCCAUACUCCUAGUGAAGUUGAAAUUAUUCCAAGUUCAAAUCCUUGUUCACAAUUCAGUAUAGAGGAAGCUUAUAUGCUUAUGAAACUUGACAUGGGGGAACUGACUGAUAGACAUCAUUUGCAGUUGGAUUAUGUUCCAGUUGCACUUAAAGAGCAAGAAGGUUUAUAUAUUGAAGAAGAACUUGUUUUCACUGAUAAUUUGACACAGUCUACUAAAUGCCUACCUACUCUGCAAACGCUCUUGAGUCGACUAAAUAUUUUCCAAGUGCAAGAUCCUCUUUUAAAUUUUAAAGGUGACAGUUUCAUAGAAGAGGACAUCUUCAGGGAGUGCUUUACUUUUAAAAGGAGUGUGACACCUCAAGAAAAAGGGAUGGAAUUAAGUGAAGAUUUCUGCAAAGUUUCUUUAAAGGAUGAAGAGAUUCCUUUACUUCCAAUUCAGUUUCAGUUCUAUGAAGCAACAAACUCAAGGCUGGAUAUGGAGAUUCUCACAUGUUUAGCCCUAAAAUCUUUAUUACAAAUAACUCCAGAAAUUUUGGAAGAUGAAAAUGAAUGUCUCAGAAUAACUAAUGAAAAACUUAGCAUGACAGUUACACCUGAGAUAAUAGAGAGUUCAAAACAUUGCUCCACUCAAGAAGUUUGUUUUAGUCAGAACAAAGAUCUACCAGAAUUCAACAAUCCAAUAAGUUAUGUUGGAGAACUGGAGGUGCCAUUAACUCCUCCAUGUAGGAAAGAAAAUAUGCACUUGAAUUCAUUGAAAGUCUAUUUAAAAUCAGAACCACUUUCUCCCAUUAACAAAAGUGAUUUCAUUACAGAAUCUACUUUAGACUCUUUGGAAGGGCUGAUAUGGCAGUCAGAGAAAUACCAGCAUCCUAUGUCUUCACUUUUCCUAACAGAACCUCAGAACGUUAUUGCUGUAUGCCGACAGUUUUCAGUCACAGAAUUGAAGACAAAGUUGUCUAUACAUGAAAAUACCAUGGUUACCAGUCCCUUGGAAGAAGAUGAAUGGAUUAAUUUAAGAGAAAACUUGACUGUGUCAUGUGUCUUAGAAGCACUGAGCAUAGAUGUAAAUGAUGAGGAGAGACUUGAUAAUAUGAAUAUUGAAGAUUUUUCAAAAAUUACUAACUUCCAGUUAGAUCAAUGGCUUGAUGAGAAGAGUUCCUUUUGUGACAGCAACAUGAAGAUCUUUAGUAUCCCUGAUUGUACUGGGACAAAGGAUUCUUGUUCUCCUAAAAAAAAGGAGACUUUUUCUUCACUACCACUGGGACCUACAUCACUACAGUAUAGUACUUCUAUAAUAGACCACAAUGUACCUGCUGAAAAUCCAGUCAAGGAAACCAAAUUACAAAAUGAAAUCGAACAACCAAUGAAUAUUGGAAACCAUGAAGAAGAAAAAUAUGAUCAACUAGUCAGUUGCAAGAAAGUGUCUACCUCAGCAAAUAGUACAUUAACAAACAAAAAGUCAGGUCUACCGGAACAGCCUAGAAAAUGUAAAGAUGACUUCGACCUUUUGAGUAAUUUUAUCAUGCUGAGAUCUAAACAGGUGAUCACCCAAAGUGAGGAAACAAAUAAUGUGGAUAUUCAAGAAGAAGCUUUGGAUACUAAGGAAGAAAGACCAUCAUUUGAAAGCCACAAGAGUCCUGUUGUUCCUAGCAUGACAGUUCCUAUGGAAAACCAAGCAAAAGACAAUCAUACACUAUCUUUGAUCAAAAUUAAAACAUCAGAGUGUCAAUCUCACACGUAUCGUAUCCUUGAAGCUGCAGUGGCUCCAGUUUUGAAAGAGCUUAUAAACUUUGGCAUGAAGAAUUGGAGGUUUGCCACACUUAAUUCUGACGACACCAGAUUUUUUUUAAAACAACAAGAGAAAGUGAUCAGUGACACAUUGAAACAAGGGAUCACUGGUAGCAAAGAUGGAAAAUAUAUUUUGGUAUUCAAACAUGCUGCUAUUCUUCAUUUGCUGGUUAUGGCUCGUGAUCUUUUAUUAACCUGUAACUUGAAGACUGCAUUAGACUAUCUGUCCAAGGCAAAAGACAGUUAUAAAGAUUUCCAAGACUGUGGCCUGGAUAUUAUUUGGAAACAGCUGAAAAUUGUGGAGUUUGUUGUGCAGGAGCACAAAGUCAGUCCCAAAGUAACAGAAUUACAGCAUCAAAUUUCUAAGUGGGUACAGAAUAAUACAAAUGAUCAGAAUAAGGUAGUAAUUGUGAUUAGAAUGGAUUUUGAUGAAGAAACAGAAGUCCUAAUCAAUAACAUUAACACAGUGCAAGGCUUGAAGGCUAUAUAUUUGAAUUCUAAGAAAAGAGGAAUACUGUUUGAGAGCAAACAUAUAAUAAAUAGUUUGGACAUAUAUUCUUGUAUCAUUGUACAUAAUCAACAUAUUGGGCCUGAUUUCCCCUGGACUAAUUUUUCAUUAGUGAUAGAAUACAACUACACUGAAAAUUCCUGUUGGAUUGAUCUAUGCAAAAAAUUGAAUAUAUCUUACUUAAUUUUCCAAACAGCUCCCCCAGAAGCAAUUGAAACUGAAGAGUUUUUGCCACAUAAUUUUGGAUAUGUCCUCCUGAGGUUGCCAAUUCCUUAUGUUUUUCUGACAUCUGAAGGAUUUCUCAAUACCCCAGAAAUCCUUCAACUACUGGAAUCCAAGUACAAUAUUACAGUAAUUGAAAGAAACUGCUAUGAGGCCUUACAGUAUUUUGGAGGCACAGAACAUUAUGUUGUGAUGACUAUAGAUGAAUGCACAGCUAUUGUUAUGCAGAACAUAAAAGAACUCAAUUAUGAAAAAUCUUCUGAUAAUAUUGUGUUAAGACUGAUGGUGCUAUCACUCCAGUAUACCUCCUGUUGGAUUAUUUUAUACUCCAGAGAAAGAUUAAAUUCUAGAUAUAGCCUAACCGGAAAAACUCUGCAUCAUCUUGCUUUGAUUUAUGCAGCCUUGAUUCCUUUUGCACAGAAGUCAGAAGGCUUUGAAGUGAAGGUGGCUCUUACACCAGGAGUUGAAGAGGCAGCACUUUUGGUUCGCCAGAUAGCUGACCACGUCCUGCUAGCUUCUAAACAACACCCUCAGGAUCAGCUGAGCAAGUCAUGGCUUUCUGUCCUGCCAUCAGAGGCAGAGAAAUGCUUGCUUACUUUUCCAUGUAUGAAUCCACUAGUUGCUCAAGUCAUGCUAAAGAAAAGUUCUUCACUGGAAUGGCUCCUGGCAGCAUCUUUUGCUGAGCUUCGGGAACUUCUGCCUGAGGUGCCAGAAAAAGUUUUGGAGAAUUUUAGUGAUAUCACAUCAUUGUACAUCCUCAAGCCACUAACAAGGCUGGAAACACGAAAAGAAAUUAUGCCUCUUCAUGGAAACAUUAAUUCUGCCAUCUGCUCUUGUUCUCAACUUCCACUUCCUGAAGCUUCGUUCUCCAGAUUUCAAGGACAUAGUCCUUUUACUGAGCAUUCAGAAUGCUUCCAUGAAGAACAGAACAAAAACUAUUCCUCAGAUAUCUGCCAAAAUGUAUCCUGCGGUUCUCUGAAAUCAACUGGAGAACAUAAUGUAGUCAUACCUUCAAUACUGUAUGAAGGAGACAUCUGUCCCUUUCAGGAUAAUGUAGGGGAAGAGAGGCAACUUUAUCUCCCAUUUCUGAAAAAAGUGGAAACAGAAAGAAGAAUAAAUGUAUCACAUCUAACACUGAACAAUAUUGGAGGACCUGCCCAUAUCAAUAAUGAAACCAAAAUGCCAUUUUUGCACUGUACUCAGGACAUAAGUUCUUAUAUUGAGAAUUGUCCACAGACCAGAAUGACUGUUUCAGAAGUAGUCACAGGCCAACAGCUAGAGAUCUCUGAUUUCUUAAAGAAUCCUAUCUGUCAUGAGGCUAAAAAUGAACACUUGGGAAAAAAGCAACCUCUUGUACAACAACUGAAUUCUAUCCAGGAUUUCAAGCAUUCUUGUCACUUCAUUUCUAGGAGAAAAGAUGUUCCAUCCCAGCAAAGCUCAGGCAAUUUUUUAAAUAUAGGAGGAAAAACAAGUAGCAGUCCUGAAUUACAAUUUGAGGAAAGAUUUUGGGGUGACUCCCCAUUCAUACAAGCAAUGGAUUCAUCUCCCUAUGAUUCACAUGUAUGCAAAGCCAUAUCCAGUCCAGAUGGGUUUAUGAACUUGGGCGUUCAAUUUACUGGAGAAUAUACCAGGGGGAAAGGACCUAAUUCAUUAUCAGCUGAACAAAAACAAGAAGUUGUUUCAGGUUUAGAAUUCAUGCAAUUACCACAGCUUAAAAAAAGGCGUCUAACGUUCGAAAAAGAUCCUAGGAGACAUGAUGGCCAAACACGUCUCAAAUUUUUUUAAACGAAAUGGAGGCUAACACUUUAAGAAUCUUGUUAUAUGCCAUUCUCAAAAAGAAAAGUAGCAGAUUUAAUCUUCCUUUAUAGUAACUCAUUUUCAAUUUGUUUCAAUCUUAUAUGUAGUUGUUUUGAAAAAAUAAAUGUGGACUUUUUACCAUUUUAACAAUUGUAGGAUAAGUUAAGAGU
Messenger RNA from Candoia aspera, 4766 nucleotides. RefSeq names its product shortage in chiasmata 1 (gene SHOC1). Gene Ontology annotation, biological process: resolution of meiotic recombination intermediates. The coding region runs from base 1 to 4584 and encodes 1527 amino acids. Gene Ontology annotation, molecular function: ATP hydrolysis activity; single-stranded DNA binding. The record is from RefSeq and is a predicted model, not a curated record. NCBI's taxonomy places the organism in Eukaryota, Metazoa, Chordata, Lepidosauria, Squamata, Candoiidae. Gene Ontology annotation, cellular component: condensed nuclear chromosome. The transcript has 28 exons.